Symphalangus syndactylus (siamang) is the source of this 3831-nucleotide messenger RNA. RefSeq names its product transmembrane protein 65 (gene TMEM65). Lineage: Eukaryota; Metazoa; Chordata; Mammalia; Primates; Hylobatidae. Gene Ontology annotation, biological process: regulation of cardiac conduction; cardiac ventricle development. Gene Ontology annotation, cellular component: mitochondrion. The record is from RefSeq and is a predicted model, not a curated record.
UUCUGCUGCCGCUAGGGGUAGCGGCGGCGGCUGCGGCCCGGGAGCGCGGCUGCUUUGAGGGCUCGGGAGCCCUACAGAGUGGGGACGUGGGGAGGCUAGAGGGUGAGAAAGCCAGCUGGAGAGGAGGGCGGCGCUGGAGGAGGGCAGUGUGUGGCUGACUCAUCCUCUGGAAGAUCGGACUGACAGAGAGACACACACCCGCCCGCCCCGCCCGCCCGCCCGCGCCGCUCCACCUCAGCCGGGAGGCGCCCGCCCGCACCGCCCGCCCGCCCUCUCCGGGCGCUGUCCGGGGCCGGCCGUCUCAGAGAAAGUUUUUCCCAUCGGAGGGGCCGGAGCCGCCGCGGGCCUUUUGGAAGGGAAAGGGGACGGAACAGGAGGGGAGAGCCGCGCGGGCCCGCGGAGUGCAUGGUGCCCGGCGCCUCGGCUGCCUGGCAGGAGGACCUCGGGGCGGGGUCGAGCUGAUCCCAGCUCCUUCUCCCCUCAGCCGCGCAAGAAACCGCCCUCCCGGACGGCCGCGGGCGUCCCCGCUCUUCAGCUCGCCAUGUCCCGGCUGCUGCCGCUGCUGAGGAGCCGGACCGCGCGCAGCCUGAGGCCGGGCCCGGCCGCCGCGCCCCGCCCGCCGUCCUGGUGCUGCUGCGGGCGGGGGCUGCUGGCGCUCGCGCCCUCCGGCGGCUUGCCGGGCGGCCCCAGGCGGCUGGGCACGCACCCCAAGAAGGAGCCCAUGGAGGCGCUGAACACGGCACAGGGCGCGCGCGACUUCAUCUACAGCCUGCACUCCACGGAGAGGAGCUGCCUGCUCAAAGAGCUGCACCGCUUCGAGUCCAUUGCCAUUGCCCAAGAAAAAUUGGAAGCUCCAUCACCCACCCCAGGACAGCUGAGAUAUGUAUUCAUCCACAAUGCGAUACCUUUCAUAGGGUUUGGCUUUUUGGAUAAUGCAAUUAUGAUUGUUGCUGGAACCCAUAUUGAAAUGUCUAUUGGAAUUAUUUUGGGAAUUUCAACUAUGGCAGCUGCUGCUUUGGGAAAUCUUGUGUCAGAUCUAGCUGGACUUGGACUUGCAGGCUACGUUGAAGCAUUGGCUUCCAGGUUAGGCCUGUCAAUUCCUGAUCUCACACCAAAGCAAGUUGACAUGUGGCAAACACGUCUUAGUACACAUUUGGGCAAAGCUGUUGGGGUGACUAUUGGCUGCAUUCUAGGAAUGUUUCCUUUAAUUUUCUUUGGAGGAGGUGAAGAAGAUGAAAAACUGGAAACGAAAAGUUAAUCCUCUUAGAAUACCUAUAAAAAGAUGUAAACUAAUGUACCUCAGUAAUUAAAUAUGCUGUCACAACAUUUAGGAAUUAAGACAGUAACAGUAUAGAUAUGGGAUCAAAUAAUUUAGCAUGUAUUAUGGAAAACACUAACUUAUUGUGGCUUGAUCUUCUUAGGACAUCUUUUUUAAAAAGCUGUUUAGUAUCAUUUUGUGUAAAUUGUUGAAAUGCUUUUUCAUCAAUAGCAGUCAACAUUUUAUCUUUUCUUUCUUUUUAUAUUCAUAAUGUUAUUUAAGUGUCAUUGAUGUACUGUAUUGACUUAGGGUUUGCUUAUUUGUUACUUAACAUGUGUACAUGCAUGAAAGCAUUUUUUGUUGUUCCCUGAUAGUUACAUUUCAACCUUGGGAUUUUUCCAAAUUACUUAAGAUGUUUAAUAUCAGUUAAAGAUUUUCUUACCCUCUUUUUGGGAACAUCAAUUUUGUACUGUUAUGCAGUAAACAUUUAUAAUCAUAUAAUUUCAGUCAUUUUCUUAACUCUCCCGUCUAUUGAAAAUGGAUAUAGAUACAGAUUUUAAGUAUUUUAAGUAUAUAUUACUCAUUUUAAUUUUCUGACUUUACUAUUUUAAGGGCCAGAGGUUAAUCAGAAAGUGCAAUUAUGUGGUCUCCCUGCUACAUGAAACCAUACAAGCAUACUAUUUUUAGUUGAUUUUUUUUAACCUUUAGUUUCCCAGUUUUGAAUAAUUACAUGGUGGAUUCUGACUUUUGAGGGGAAGCAAAUGAUUAUUUUAGAGUCUUUGAAAUGGGGAUCGUGGAAUUAGACUGAACUAAGGGAUUUAACAUGAUGCUUGGAAAUUAAGAGACUAAAGCUUUUUUUAAAAAAAGGUAGAAAAUAGGAACUGUCAAGAAGGUUUAUGGUAUAAAUGGUGAAGUUGAAGUGUUGUUUGAAAGGUUAAUGAGACACAAAUUAUAUUAUUUGGUAAGGUUUUUUUUUUUUUCCCUUCCAAAGAUGUCAUCUUCCAAUCUGAAUAAGUCUGAAUACCCCAUACUCAUACUCCUAAUCUCAUUAUAUGUUAUUUAGUGAAUUUUAUUUAUGAAUAAUUUCUUUUGAAGUGAAAACUAGAUAUUUAAUAUUUUGCUUUUUUGCUACAUAAUCUACUAAAAAAUUACAUGAGGAGAAAUCCUUUUUCCCUUUGUUUUUCUUUUUUCUUCUUUUGUGGUAUUUAAAGCGUAUUUCAGGUUGAAGUUACUUAUUUCUAGUCUUACAUAUCUGACUUAAGUAUAACCAUGCAAGAAUUAUAAAUUUUAGCUUUCUGAACCCAUAAACUUUUUUAGCAUGUGAUCUAUUACACAUGCUAAAAAAUUACUCUUACUUGUAACAGCGUAAUUAAAUACAUCAUGGAGGAGAGAAACUUAAAUUAAAAUUAAAAUAAUAUUUUGGCUAUUGAAGUUAUUUGUGUUGCUAAAUAGAUGCAGAGGAUUCACAGCAAUUUAUUUUAAGGUUUUAUUUAUACAUAAUUACUUUGAACUCUUCAGAGGAGAUUUUUUUCACAAGGCAAUUUGUCAUAAAUUCUCUCAUGCACUUCAGAAUGAAUAAGUGCCAUCCUUUAAUCAUAGACUUUGAGGGGAGAUAGCAUAAAAAUAUAGCAUAUAAUCUAAAAAUAAAUAUAUAACAUGCACAAAUAAUAUGACAUUCUUACUGAAUCAAAUCAUGAUUCUAGAACUUGAGAUCUUACAUAGAAUUUCAGUUUGUAUUUUCCAUAUAAUAACCACACACGGAUAACCACACAAAAAAUCCUUUGUAAAAUUUCAGAUUGAUAGGAUUAGAGUGCUUAAAUUUUUGUGGGGGAAAGGUGGGAGGUAAAGUGUAAGUGCUUUCUUUUGUCCCUAACUUGUGUACUGAUGGCAGUCCAUUCUGUUUUCUAAAAAUGUGUUUUAUUGUGGUGCUUAACUUCUUAUUAAUUAAAUCCUGUAUCAGAAACCUUGCCUGUGAGUUUAGAAAGGGCUUUUGAUUAUUGUUUUUUCUUUUUGCUCUUGAAAGUAAUCCAGUCCCAGGGAAUUAUUGGUUUAAAUGAACAUCUCCAGAAUUAUUUAAGGUGUCAAAAUAUAUAACCUUCACAUUGAAAGAUAAUUUUAAUUUAUGGGCAUAAUAAAAAUUUGAAUCAUUCAGGUAAUUAAUUUUCAAAAAAAUGGAGACCAUUUGUCUUUAUCUGAAGGUAUAUAUUUAAGAUCAUAGUCUACACUAGUAUGGUGCUUUGCACAAAGUGAUUUCUGAAGAAUGGUUCUUUUUAAGAUAAUGACUUCAUAUGAUCAUUGUUUCACAUUACUUGCCACAAAAAACUUUAAUUCAGGUUGAAACUGGAACUGUUUGUUUCUCAUAUUAGCUACUUCUCUAUUAGGAGUACAAGAACUAUAGUUAAAUGCAACAUGAGCUACUUUAGUACUGUUUGUUUGAAAUUUGUGUUGUCCAUGUAUCAUGAUUUAUUAACUUGUUGAUGCAUGUAAAUUGGGUGCAUUUUGUUGCCAUGUAUGUUAAAUGGUGACCAAUGUUUUUACAAAGGAAUUGAACAAAAAAAGUAUCUUUUAAGAAA